GAUACAUUUAAUUUACAGCUGUCUCUCUGUCUCACGCUGCUCACUUGCCGCCAUAGCCACCGUCGAAGCUCACUGCACCACCACCGGCGACCGUUAAAUUGCUCAAUUGAUGCACAAAUGUCUUCCUUAUGUCAUGAUCCAACACCUACUCGAAGAGCACAAUCGACCUGUCAGCAAGAAGCGGUUGCUUGUAACGAUGAAACCGAAGGGCUAUCCGUGGAUGUGGAUAAACAACAAACUAUAUCGGAGGAUGACGUUGAAAAGACAGAGCUACCUGCGCAAGGGGAACUAAAUACGUGUGAAUCUGACAAAAAUCAAGAACCAUGUGAGGGUAUGCUGUUUGAAUCAGACGAAGCAGCAAGAACGUUUUACGAUGAUUACGCAGGGCGGGUUGGUUUCGUUACCCGUGUUUUAUCUUCCCGUAAGUCAGAGAGAGACGGAACGAUUAUUUCUCGCGGACUUGGAUGUAGAGGGGAUAUAGAAAAUCACAAAAAGGAGACCGUUACGGUUAAGAAAAAGAAUAAGGGUAGAGAAAAUUGUGCGGCAAUGAUUUUAGUUAAGCGACAGAAACCCGGGAAUUGGGUUGUCAGGAAAUUUAUAAAGGAACACAACCAUCCACUUCGUGUUUCGGUUUUGCAGAGACGACCCCUGUUUGAUGAGAAAGACAAGAGAAUUCAGGAACUAAGUGCUGAAUUGCGUGUAAAGAAGCGGUUAACUGCAUCGUAUCGGGAACAACUUCUUGCUAUAAUGAAAGAUGUUGAUGGGCACAACGAAUAUCUAUCUUCAAAAGUUGAAAUUGUACGUAAUAAUUUAAAAAAGCUUGAAGCAAACAUCCUCCAGGGUUCAGAUACAGACCAACUGCCGUAUGUGAGGUAAGAGUACCGGCUUUACUCUGGUGUUUUAAAGUAGCAGUAAACAGAGGUCGGCUUGUAUGACUGUAAGCAUAUAUCAACAAAGGUGCUUGAUCGGUACAAAAAAAAAAUGUUGGAAUAUCCACGUCACCAUAAUGUCUUUCAGGACUAGGUUGCGAAAAGGUGAGUACCUUGAUGCCUAACUUAGUAAAGAUAUAUGUAGAGAAUACUCGAAGUAUAUAUGAAUAUGAAUGAGAACCAAGUAUGUUAACUAGUUUCCUUGAAGCACUAACCUUUAGGGGUAGUACUUACGGUUGUAAAUUAUUUGUAUCGCUCCUGAUAGGUUCGUAAAAGCUCUACCAAGCUGAAGUCAAAGUUAAAGAAACUCUGGCUGAAAUUAAAGGAUGUUUAACAAA
This is a messenger RNA of Helianthus annuus (common sunflower), 1267 nucleotides long. Its product is annotated as protein FAR1-RELATED SEQUENCE 1. The record is from RefSeq and is a predicted model, not a curated record. The transcript is spliced from 5 exons. NCBI's taxonomy places the organism in Eukaryota, Viridiplantae, Streptophyta, Magnoliopsida, Asterales, Asteraceae. The coding region runs from base 118 to 876 and encodes 252 amino acids.